AUGGUGAUGGAUUUAGAUGAGUUUUGUCCUACGGAUUCAGAAUUACUCACAUUCCUUUUGAGGUUUAUUGCUAAAGAACCAUUGCGUGAUGAUGGUUUUAUUACAGAGUGUGAUGUUUACAAGCAAGAACCAUGGCUAACUUAUAGCUAUGGUCGCCACUCAUGUGGAGAUAUUACUAGUAGUUAUCGAUACUUUAUUACACCAAAUCAUAAGAAAAGACGCAGAAUGAUUUGCAGGAGUGUGGGUGACAAUAUUGGCAAGUGGAUGCAGAAAUAUGAUUCCAUUAAUAUUAAUCGUGGACGAAAGAAGAGUCUGAUUUAUGAUGAUCGUAACAAUAUGUGCAAGUGGAUCAUGAAAGAAUAUGUGCUUUCUGAAACUCUUUUUAGAAAGUUCAACAAAUCUGAGUAUAGAGAUUAUGUUAUUUGUGCCAUAAGAAAGAAAUCCGUCAAAAAGAAUCUCAAAACUAUCGACUCUCAUGUGGUGGACGAUAAAGAGGUAUAUUUUGUUGUUGAAGAAGAUUUGAUGCAGACGAUGUUCAAUUUUGUUAAAGAACCAAUAUUGGUGGAAUCUAUGAUCACAGACUUUGACAAGUUGAUGUUAGAAAAUUAUGAUCCUGAAACAUUAAUGGAUAUAUCCGCGGUGUUAGAGAAGAACCAGACACAACAGGAGACAAAAGUAGAAGAAUGUAGCUUGGUUGCUGAUAUUGUCGAAGCCAUGUUAGAAUUACAAGUCGAUAGAUAG
Solanum dulcamara is the source of this 741-nucleotide messenger RNA. Its product is annotated as NAC domain-containing protein 1-like. Gene Ontology annotation, molecular function: DNA binding. Bases 1 to 741 code for a protein of 246 amino acids. NCBI's taxonomy places the organism in Eukaryota, Viridiplantae, Streptophyta, Magnoliopsida, Solanales, Solanaceae. Gene Ontology annotation, biological process: regulation of DNA-templated transcription. The record is from RefSeq and is a predicted model, not a curated record. The transcript has a single exon.